This is a messenger RNA of Trichoplax adhaerens, 1092 nucleotides long. RefSeq lists its product as uncharacterized. The transcript is spliced from 3 exons. The record is from RefSeq and is a predicted model, not a curated record. The coding region runs from base 1 to 1092 and encodes 363 amino acids. NCBI's taxonomy places the organism in Eukaryota, Metazoa, Placozoa, Uniplacotomia, Trichoplacea, Trichoplacidae. Gene Ontology annotation, molecular function: zinc ion transmembrane transporter activity. Gene Ontology annotation, cellular component: membrane. Gene Ontology annotation, biological process: intracellular zinc ion homeostasis; zinc ion transmembrane transport.
AUGCCAGGCAAUCGUUUCUUUUGGGCAUGCAGUUGUAUCCUACUUGGAUUGAUUGUUCAAUGUUUCGCCCAUAGCCAUGGCGACUCGACUGUCAAGCGACAAGUCAGCGGCAAUGUUUGGAUGGAGGCAUUGCUAUCGACGGCGUUGAUUAGUGCUGCUCCGUUUCUGAUUCUUUUUCUCAUUCCUAUUAGUGGUAAAUCGAGUGAACAAGCACCACUGUUGAAGGUCUUGCUCAGUUUUGCUUCAGGAGGUUUACUAGGAGAUGCAUUUCUACACUUGAUACCUCACGCUGUUUCGCCCCAUCAUUCCCAUGAUAGCGACGCCGGCCAUGACCAUCAUCAUCAUCACGGUCACGAUCAUGCCGGACAUGGUGGCCACGAUCAUGGACAUGGUGGCCAUGAUCAUGUCCAUGCUAUGCCAUUAUCGGUCGGAUUAUGGGUUUUAGCAGGGGUUUUAACCUUUUUUAUCGUUGAAAAAUUUGUACGCAAUAUUAAAGGUGGACAUCAUCAUCAUCAUCAAAAUGGAGCUCAUGGUGGUCAUGAUCAAAAUUCAGCCAGUAACACUUCUCAAAGUACCCAAAAGGAAAAUAGCACGUUAAGAAAACGAAAAACCAAUAAAGAUGAUGCAAAGGAUGCAAGCAAAUCAAAAUCAGUAUCUGGUUUCCUCAAUUUGGCCGCAGAUUUCACUCAUAACUUUACCGAUGGCUUAGCUAUUGGUGCAUCCUACUUAGCUGGCCAAAAGAUUGGCAUCAUUACAACCAUAACUAUUUUAUUUCAUGAAGUGCCACAUGAAAUUGGCGAUUUUGCUAUUUUAGUUCAAUCUGGUUGUUCCAAAAGGAAGGCAAUGUUUUUACAACUAUCGACAGCAACUGGUGCUAUGGCUGGUACUGUGGUAGGCUUAUUGGCCGAUGUCGUUGGAAAUGCUGCAACCACUUGGAUAUUACCCUUUACCGCUGGUGGCUUUAUCUACAUUGCAACUGUAACAGUCAUUCCAGAAUUAUUAGAUGAUUGUAAACCAUGGCAAACUUUUAAAGAAGUGAUAGCGCUAUUGAUUGGUAUUGCUUUCAUGAUCGUCAUUGCCCUAUACGAGUAA